Messenger RNA from Oryzias melastigma (Indian medaka), 3142 nucleotides. RefSeq names its product retinoid X receptor, alpha a (gene rxraa). The record is from RefSeq and is a predicted model, not a curated record. Gene Ontology annotation, molecular function: nuclear steroid receptor activity; zinc ion binding; retinoic acid-responsive element binding. The transcript has 11 exons. Gene Ontology annotation, biological process: response to retinoic acid; positive regulation of transcription by RNA polymerase II; negative regulation of transcription by RNA polymerase II. Lineage: Eukaryota; Metazoa; Chordata; Actinopteri; Beloniformes; Adrianichthyidae. Gene Ontology annotation, cellular component: RNA polymerase II transcription regulator complex; nucleus. Bases 281 to 1789 code for a protein of 502 amino acids.
GCAUGAGAAAGCUGGGUUUGUGAGGUUGGUCAAGCACUGCUGUCUUUUGAUUGCUUUCAAACCAAAGAAAGCCAGGAUUUCCUAAUGACUAGAAUGGGGAGUUCUCAACAGAUUGAUCUCCAGCGGGGGACUGUCUAUUCUUUGGAAAUAAGCUGGACACAGAAGCAGGGAGAAAAACAUUUUGGUGGAGCAGUUUUCGCUUAGACCUCAUCUGGUUUUCAGGACAAGCUUGAACUAGACAGGGAGGGACGUAAAUCUGACAUCCAGUGGGUGAGUUGACAUGGACCCAUUCUGUCUGGACAGAAGCUUUGGGUUCUUGAAGCCCCAGUGCUCGCUGGCUCCCCCAAUGCAGCGAGGUCACUCAGCUGAGGUCUGUUCGUGCUUCAGCGGAGUCUGCCCCCUCCAUCAGCGCCGCUUGUCCUCAGAUUCAUCUGGUCAGGUGUCCUCGUCACUGCUGGGCUCACCCACGUCCCAUCGAGGAAUUCACCCAUCUCUGCUUAGUCCAACCACCAUGGGGCCUUCGGGCCCGCUCCACUCUCCUAUCAACAGCUUGAGUUCCCCGAUGAACGGCCUGGCAUCACCCUUCUCGGUUAUAAGCUCACCCAUGGGUCCCCACUCUCUAAACUCACCAGGCAUGGGCUACGGUCCCAGCGUCAGUCCCCAGCUGAACUCUCCAAUGAACUCGGUCAGCAGCUCCGAGGACAUCAAGCCGCCGCUGGGCCUCAACGGCGUGAUGAAGGUGCCAGCCAAACCCUCAGGCAUGGCCCUGUCACUCACAAAGCACAUCUGCGCCAUCUGCGGCGAUCGCUCUUCAGGUAAACACUAUGGUGUGUACAGCUGCGAAGGCUGUAAAGGUUUCUUCAAAAGAACUGUGCGUAAGGAUCUGACCUACACCUGCCGCGACAACAAGGACUGCAUCAUAGACAAACGCCAGAGGAACCGCUGUCAGUACUGCCGGUACCAGAAGUGCUUAGCCAUGGGGAUGAAGAGAGAAGUUUUGUUACACGCAGCUGUUCAGGAGGAGCGUCAGCGAGCGAAGGAAAAGAGCGAGAACGAGGUGGAGUCCACCAGCUGUGCAAACGAGGACAUGCCGGUGGAGAAGAUCCUGGAGGCCGAAGAAGCGGUGGAACCCAAAACAGAGACCUACAUCGAGACCAACCUAAGUGUGCCAUCCAACUCGCCCAACGACCCAGUGACAAAUAUCUGUCAAGCAGCUGACAAGCAGCUCUUUACCCUGGUGGAGUGGGCCAAAAGGAUCCCGCACUUCUCCGACCUGCCGCUGGAUGAUCAGGUCAUCCUGCUCCGAGCAGGUUGGAAUGAACUCCUCAUUGCAUCAUUCUCACACCGUUCCAUAGCGGUGAAAGACGGGAUUCUGCUGGCGACGGGGCUGCACGUCCACCGCAACAGCGCCCACAGCGCCGGAGUCGGAGCCAUCUUUGACAGAGUUCUCACAGAGCUGGUGUCAAAGAUGAGGGACAUGCAGAUGGAUAAGACAGAACUGGGGUGCCUUCGAGCCAUUGUUCUUUUCAACCCAGACUCUAAAGGUCUUUCUAAUCCCGGUGAAGUGGAAGCCUUGAGAGAGAAAGUCUACGCAUCCUUAGAGGCCUACUGCAAACAGAAGUACCCCGAGCAGCCGGGCAGGUUUGCCAAGCUGUUGCUGCGGUUACCGGCGCUGCGCUCCAUCGGCCUCAAGUGUCUGGAGCACUUGUUCUUCUUCAAGCUCAUCGGGGACACGCCCAUCGACACUUUCCUCAUGGAGAUGCUCGAAGCGCCGCAUCAAAUGACAUAAUAGCUGACAGCCCCGCCCACUUCCUGUUCCCUUCAUCACCUGUACCCCAGGAUUUUUUUUUUUUUUUUUAAGUUUUCAUCAAGGGACAGACAUAAAGACUGUGGAUGGAAAACCCUCCCACCUUCCUCCCCUCACCUCUUGGAUGUGUCUCAAAACUUAAACUGCAACACGCUAAAGGGUUUGUUUUAUACUUUGUACAAAGAUAUAAAUAAGAAAUAUAUAUAAUGAAAAUAGGUCACACCCAAACAGCAACAAGAAUGACAUCACAGGACUAAAGGUGGUGGACAGAGCAGCCGUACUGAGCCAUUUGCUUACCAGCCUGACGAGAAAAAGCAGCAAAACCGGCAGGUAUGCUCACCUGAAUGAUGUCACUUUCGACGAGGACAAUCGUAGACUCUCCAGGGGAUGUUUCGACUCGGACCUUUUUGGGUUUCCGACCGCCUGCCCGGCCCGCUGCUGAAGGGUCGGAGGCGGUUCAGCAAGUGCUCACAAAGCUCAGGUCUCCGCCCAGCAAAUCCAACCAUGUCUUACUGUAUCAGCACUGUGCAAGGAUGUGUGAGCAGUCCACUAACUUAAGAGCUGACGGAGAACGGCCUGCAGUGUACAAUCCACGCAGCUCUGCGCGCUGCUCCUCUAGCUUUACGCUACAGCCGGACGGCGGGCACAGGGACGGCGUCUGUCCAAACCUUCUUCUGUGCAGCACAUCUGGAUGUCUGAAAAGUGAUCCUUAAUGUCGGUUCUACUCAUUUCAUGUGAACACACCAGACUGCACAUUCAGAAAUCCAAAAAAGAAAAACACCUCAUAUCUACCUGUACGGAAAGUUACAAGUGUAUACAAGAUUUUUUUCAGUUUUCACUGUAACAUUUACCUCUGUGUUCAUUUACCUCCUGUACGGGAGAAGCGCUUGUUUGUUUGCUGCAGCAGAGUCGCUCUUUUGUUUUUGUUUGUCUGUUUGCUUCUCGGCACUUAACCUGGUGGCAGAGGAGUCGACUUGGCACUUCUACGGAUUUGGUUGGAACUGUAGAGUUACGUAUAAACGUGCUUGACGCCCGUUUUUUUUUUUUUUUUUUCCUCUGUCUCAAAACGUUGCAGCUCAAAAACUAUGCAUGGAGUGCAUUUCCAAAGAUCGGGAGGUGGGCGUCCGCAUUGUUCAAAGAGUUAAAGGUCAAUCUGUUCUGGUUUUUUCACCCCAAAACGUCUAUUGAGGAACAACUCUUUUUUUUUUCUUUUUUUAGAAGAGCUCAUCAUCAAAUUUCUUAGCAGGAUGUGAGAAAAGUAAAAAUGGAUUUCCGCCUCACACAGGAACCUUUGCUGCACUUUCUCUGGCACCUUGACACAUCUUUAAAAAAAAA